GUCUAAGAAGCCUCUCAGCCACGCCUCAUGGGGGCAUGGGUGGAGGCAGGAAAAGUUUGAAGCAUCGAGCGUCUAAGAUCUUCCAGCAAGGACGAAUGUCUUUUGCAGCGGUCGCGGUGGCGGCGUCGAGUGACAUGCUGGGCGUACCUGUUCCUUCGGAAGCAAAUACAGCAGACGACCAAGGUUCUAACGACAACAGCACCUCUCCAGUCGCAGUCGUAGGCGGUGGACGGCCAUCUGCUCUUCCGGGUAUCGGUGGAGGAGAGGACUCCUUAUCUACGAUGAGGACAAGAGGGGCGCCUCGCACUUCUUCAAUCGGUGGAGGUGGAGGGCCUUCAUCACCUUUUUCCAGCCGUCGGACACGUAGCACACUCGUGUUAGCUGACGACGUUGCGAGCGCAGUGGUGAAGUUCAAAUCAACAGCUAGCGUGACGCAUUUAGAUGACGAACUCGCCGAUCUCCAGGAAGAGGAACAAGGUGUUGAGGGUGGAGGAACUCCAGAAGAUGGUGUCGUUCCUGUUCUUGGUGUGAUGGGAGCAGCUGGAGGUGCCAGUGGAGGAGGAGGUGCGCCUAUCAUGAACAUAGAAAUUCAACAUGCAACUCCACGGUUGUCUAAAAGACCAUCGUCUGGAACGCUGCUUCCUCCAUCACAAGUUAGCAGCUUUAAUCCUGCACCAGGCUCUACUUUGACCACUCCAAAUCUGGGAACAAGUGGAUCUAAACGUAAUAGCGUAGCAGUUCCAGUCGCAACACCUCAACCUCCUGCCUUGACCUAUGUCGAUUUGCUACCCGAUGCAGAGAUCGGCACAUUGAUUCGGGCUUUUGUUGCACAACCCGUGAUGAUCCAGUGGCAGAUUCAGCAUUUGUUGGUGCGUGAUCCUCCACGGGGUGGAAUACCAUUUUCGGGAACUACUUUCGAGUUAAGGCUACCUCUAUCUCUACCUCUAUCUCUAUCGUCAAUCAUGAUGAUCUCUGACUCUGUAAAUAAAAUGAGGGGUCGUUGUUCUUGAGAAGAUUAGACCACGACGAGAACUCAACCUCCGAAUUAAAAUGCGGAUACAACUCCUCCUUCUGAGGUGGGAUAGCCACGGGGAUUAUGUUAAACUAGGGAUCCUCAUUACAGCUCUAAUCGAACGAUUCGUCGAAAUUCUUGCCUCGAUUCGAAAUGGAGACAUCGCUCUGGAAUAUCCAGAGGAUAUUCUGUUUCAAUGUCCACCGGAGACGGACCACAAUUCUGGUGGUCGGCGUCUUCGUCCCGUAGAACGACUUCAGUGGGCGCAGGAAGAGGUUUGGCGUAAAGAUGGCACGGAAUAUCGUGUAACUGCCAUGCGAAACGAGAUUGCGCAUCCGCCUACUAGUAGGAGAACACGUGGAGUUUCGACUUUCGCCGGCUUGCGGGGAGGACGUGGCACUACAGCUAAUAUGUUGCUGGGUGGUAGAGAUUCUGCUCUUCUCGGAGGAACCUCAGCAGAAGAUGAUGAGCUCUUGACGGACGCGGCAGUCUUGACUCGGCCGUCUCUGCCUCGUCGCAUGCUUGGCGGGAUGUCGGUCUGGAAGUCCGGUCCGAGUCGGUUUCGCGCUAUGGUCAACGCUCUAUUAUGGUCAGCUACUUUUAUCCGUCUCUCACUCUCUUUCUGCCUCAGCGUCUUCUCUUCUUGCUACUUCAGCUCUACUAGGGAUGGAACAAUACAAGGUCGUUUAAUAGGGUACCAAGAAGACGCAAGAUUGAGGGACCAAGGAGAUGUAGAUGAAUCAAAUUCUUUUCUACUGGCGAGGCUAUUCCAUGUCCUUCUGGAAGUUGAUCGCAAAUAA
Messenger RNA from Amoebophrya sp. A25, 1812 nucleotides. NCBI's taxonomy places the organism in Eukaryota, Dinophyceae, Syndiniales, Amoebophryaceae. The record is from the annotation of a GenBank genome assembly.